AUGCUUGAAGAAAUUAUUCGUGAACUUAUUAUUAAUGCAACAGAUUCAACUUAUGAAAUAUUUAAUUACCAACCACAACCAACAGUUUUUAUUAUUGAUGAUGCUCAAUAUAUCGAUAAAGAAUCUUGGCAAUAUCUUAAUCUUCUUGGUUCAGCUCCAACUUCUCUUCUUGUAAUGGCAAUGAGAGAUCCAACAUUAAAUGAUGAUGAAUUUCAUACACGUAUGGUUACACUUCGAGAUUUACCAACAACAAAACAUAUUCAACUUAUGGGUCUUGAUAAUCGCUAUUUAUCUACACUUGCAUGUCAAGCUAUGUUUGUACAACGUAUUCCAAAAGAUCUUGAAAUAUUAAUUACACGAAAAUCAGAUAAAGGUCAUCCACAAAAUGUUAUUCAAUUAUUAUCAGAUUUAUUAUCAAAUCAAAUAAUAAGAAUUGAAACAAUUAAUAAUGAUGAUGAUUUAAAUGAUGGAUAUAUUGAAGGUAUACAAAAGUAUUUAUGGAAACGUGUUGUUAAACAUGAUCCAGCAACAGGAAAUAUUAAAAUUUUAUUUGAAUAUGUUGAACCACAAUUAUGUCGAAUAUGUGAUCCAGAUAGAAAUAAAUUUUGGACAUAUACAACUGUUAUUGAAAAUAUAAAUGUUCAUGUUAAAAUUGAUAAAUUAAGAGAUAUUGAAAAACGUAUUGCAAAAAUAAGUUCAUUAUUUACAAAAAAUAUUUCAAAAAGAAUUAUUGUUUAUACAAUAACAAAUUAUGAUAUUCAUACAAAUGAAAUGUUAAAUUUACAUCAACAUCAUUUAAAUAAUAAUAAAAAUCAUACAGUUGGAUUAAAUGCAGAUUUAUUGAAAAUUAAUAGUGCCUUUUCUCAACUAUAUCGUGCACAAAUAUUCGAAUGUGCUUGGCUUGAUUUUGAAGCAAGAAAAAAUUCUAAUAUUGCCAGAUUAUUACAAGAAAAAAAUAUGACACCUAUAUGUUGUUGUCCAGAAAAUACAACUAAACAAAUAGAAAAUUGUCGUAUGUAUACUUUUAAAGAUCCAACAUUAAAAGAAGCAACACUUGCAACAAUAAUUGAUCAAUUUCAACAUGAUUAUUCAUCAAAAAUGGCUUUGUUUAUUGAAUCAAAAAAACAUUUAUGUAAAUCGUGUGGUGGAGAUUCAGAUUCAUUAAUUUUUUUAACACCUGUACAAAGUAUGAAAUUAGGUAUGUCUAUAUUAGAUACAUUUCAUGAAAGAAAAUUAAAACAAUUAAAUCAACGUUUACAAUAUAUGAUUUUAAAUCAUUUUUCAAUACAACAAACUUAUAAUACAUUAAAUGAUGAAGAUAUACAGACGAAUGAUGAUCAAGUAUCUUUAAUUGAACUAAAAGAAAAUUCUUCAUUUAAUAAUGAUAAUAGAAAAGAAAAGAAUUUUAUUCAAAAUUUUUAUCAAAAUUUUUAUCAACAAGAAUUUAAUGAAAAAAGAAAAUAUUUUCAACAAUUACGUAAUAAAAUCAAACAUGUUGAUAAUCUUACAAAAAAUACUAAACCAUCAUCAUCAUUUAGUCCUAUGGCUAUCGGAGGACGUAAAGAUACAAUAGUAGGUGAAACAUAUGCAAAAAUUCCUUUUCAUUUACAAGAAACUAGUCUUACUCAUUCUGAUAGUCCAAUAAGAACAAUUUAUCCCACACGAUCAAGUACUGAAAUAGCGCAAAGUAUUUCAAUGAACGAUAAAAAAAAAGAAUUUGGAAAAAUAUCUUCAAAAAAUAAUAAUUAUUAUGAAUCAAAUUUAAAUAUUAAUAAACAAACAAAAAGUUGUAAUGAAUUUUUAAAAAUAUAUUUAUUACAACAAACAAAAAAUCGAUUAAUUAUAAAUCGAUUUAGAUUAUUCACAAGACGUUUAUUUAAAUUUCGACGAAAAAAAUCUUUAAAUCGUGUACAACUUUUUAAUCAAUCACAAAAUUUUAAUCAAAAUAAUAAUCAUAUAAUCAUUGAACAAAUUUCUAAUAUUACUAUUGAACAAAUUCUUAAUCGUCAAUGGAUACAAGCAUUUGAAAAUAAAAAAUCUGAGAAAAAGAUUUCAUUAAUAAAACUUAACAGUGAAGAAUCUAGUUGUUCUACAUUGAGUAUAACAGAUGAAAAUUAUUCAUAUUCGAUUGAUAGUAUUCAUGUGUUUUGUCAAUCAAAUAAACAAUUGAAUAAUCGAAUUCAAAAGACUUCUCAAACGCGAAUAUCAAAUCAUUUAACUACUAUUUAUGGAUUGAAUCAAACAAUAGAACCAUUAAAAUGUCAACUAAAACUAAAUUCAUCUCAUUUUGUUCAUGAUGUAAAUAAAAUUGCUCCACAUGCUCGUGAAAAUUAUCAUUCACUAGAUCAAAAUAAUUAUAUUCAUGUCGAAAAUUCAUUAUUUUCUAAUUAUGAUUUAUCUCAACAUUGUUUUUCUCAUUCAGAUACACAAAAGAAAUGA
Messenger RNA from Rotaria sp. Silwood2, 2439 nucleotides. The record is from the annotation of a GenBank genome assembly. NCBI's taxonomy places the organism in Eukaryota, Metazoa, Rotifera, Eurotatoria, Philodinida, Philodinidae.